This is a messenger RNA of Aphanomyces astaci, 1015 nucleotides long. RefSeq lists its product as hypothetical. The record is from RefSeq and is a predicted model, not a curated record. The transcript has 3 exons. The coding region runs from base 1 to 933 and encodes 310 amino acids. Lineage: Eukaryota; Oomycota; Saprolegniomycetes; Saprolegniales; Verrucalvaceae.
AUGUUUGUGCUGGACGACGAGGAGUCUGAUGCAAAGGAGCUGGAGAAGAAGGCGCAAAAGGCAAAGAAGAAGACAAAAUUGACACCGGAGGAGGAGGCCCUCGACAAAGUCCGCGCCGAUGCCACCGAGAAGAAUAUGUACUGGGCUCCCAUCCUCCUCCUCUUCCCACUCGGUCCGGUGCUUGUGGCGCUCACGACGGUCGUGUUUGGCGGGGUGAUCAUUAACGCCGCGCCGUCAACAUGCAACGCGUAUCUCAAAACGUUCAUGCAAGGCGCGGUGGGCCUUAGCUACAUCCUCAUCUUGUUCUAUGCGUACUGCUGGAUUGGCCCUCGACCCAUCACGAAACUCAAGAUCCUGCGGGUGUUCUACACCGUUUACGGCAUCGUUUGCUUCCUUUGGUGGGGAGUGUUUGGGUCUCUCCAAGCCGCGACCGCCACGUCCACGGGUCUCAACUCGUGCUUGCAGACCGCGCCCGCGUUGUUUGUGUUUACGCAGUACCAAGUGACGAUCUUUUGGCUGUUGCUUUGCUUCUUCAUGUGCUUUGCGUUCAAGGAGAUGCGAUCGCACUGGACAGCGUCCGAGCAUGUGAAAAUGGCCAAGCAAAAGGCUGCCGACGAAGCCAGAGCGAAAAAGGACAUGGAGGACGCCGCGGCAGCAGAGGUGGCGCGGGUACAGCAAGCCAAGGACGCCGCCGAGAAGCUAGCCAAGGCGGAACGGGACCGAUUGUACCAACCGACAAACGAUGUUGCCGGAGACAUCGACGACGGAGACCAUGCUGGGCUUGACGCAGCUGUCGCGGAAGACCCACAAGACGACCCACAAGAAGAAGAAGAGGAGGAGGAGGAGGAGGAGAACGAAGGCGGCGAAGAAGGCGAUGCAGAUGAACGUGACGACCCAGAAGGAGCAGAUUCUAACGAACAGGACAAACAGUGAUACAUGGCUACGAGUGUCAGUGGCUGUAGUGGCAUGGCGUUGCCACUGCCUUGCAAAUAAUAUACUAAGGUUAACGUUACGA